This is a messenger RNA of Coregonus sp. 'balchen', 16482 nucleotides long. Lineage: Eukaryota; Metazoa; Chordata; Actinopteri; Salmoniformes; Salmonidae. The record is from the annotation of a GenBank genome assembly.
GGCAAAUUCAUUGGCAGCAUGCCCACUGCUAGGCCUACAACGACGUCUAGAGCUGUUUUUACAGUAAUUUCGCCGUCUGUAACCGAGGGGAAAACAGUUAACUCACAGUAAGCUAGGACAUCGACACGUAGCAACCCUUGCUGUUCUAUAUUGACAUCCAAAGGGAAGGAAAACGGUCCAACUGGUUAGCUAGCUAACGCCACAAUCAGUGGUGAGUAGCUAACGUUAGCUAGCUUGCUAGCGUAUGUUGCAAACGUUAGCUGGCUUGUCAGCUUUCUUUACAGUUGUCUUUUUCUUGCCAACCUGCCCCACUGUCUUCUAUCUUUGCUGCAGCCACACAUACGUAGUUGGUUCGCUGUCCAUGGUGCUGAAGUUGAUCAUAUUUCCAUUGCAGCCAUAAACCAAGGUUAGUGUUGUAUGUUUUUCAUAAAGCCAUAAAAAUGUAAAUAUCAGUUUGGUGAUGUUUGAAAAAUGGUGUGCAUUGAUUUUGAUUUUAUUAGGGUCCCCAUUAGCCGACCUCAAGGGCACAGCUAGUCUUACUAGGGUCUGACACAUAACACACAAUACAUUACAGACAAAAGACUACAAUUUACUUAUAUUUAAAACAUUAACGUGUGUGUGUGCGUGCCCACAUCUAUCAGUAACACAUACAGUACCAGUCAAAAGUGUGGAUACACCGACUCAUUCAAGGGUUUUUCUUUAUUUUUGUUCCAUAUUGACUGACCUUCAUGUCUUAAAGUAAUGAUGGACUGGAAUUUCUCUUUGCUCAUUUGAGCUGUUCUUGCCAUAAUAUGGACAUGGUCUUUUACCAAAUAGGGCUAUCUUCUGUAUACAACACAACACAACUGAUUGGCUCAAACGCAUUAAGAAAGAAAUAACACAAAUUAACUUUUAAGAAGGCACAACUGUUAAUUGAAAUGCAUUCCAGGUGACUACCUCAUGAAGCUGGUUGAGAGAAUGCAAGAGUGUGCAAAGCUGUCAUCAAGGCAAAGUGUGGCUAUUUGAAGAAUCUCAAAUAUAAAAUAUAUUUUGAUUUGUUUAACACUUUUUUGUUAUUUCAUAGUUUUGAUGUCUUCACAUGAUUCUUCUGCUCAAUCAUCAGACGAUUUUUCCUGAUUCAUCUGGAAUUCCAGUUUUUUUUUUUUACAUGUAUCCAAAUAGAAACAGAUCUGGGCCCGGUUUCCCAAAAGCAUCUUAAGGCUAAGUUUGGUUAAUAAAAAAGUGGUCAGAUGACACAGAUGCUAAGCUACAGGACUGUUUUGCAAGCACAGACUGGAAUAUGUUCCGGGAUUCUUCAGAUUCUUCAGAUGAGUACCCCACAUCAGUCACCGGCUUCAUCAAUAAGUGCAUCGAUGACGUCGUCCCCACAGUGACCGUACGUACAUACCCCAACCAGAAGCCAUGGAUUACAGGCAACAUCCGCACUGAGCUAAAGGGUAGAGCUGCCGCUUUCAAGAAGCGGGACUCUAACCCGGAAGCUUAUACCACCUUCCGGAGACAUUUGAAACCCCACCUCUUUAAGGAAUACCUGGGAUAGGAUAAAGUAUUCCUUCUAACCCCCCCCCCCCCCCCCAAAUUGUAAAGUGGUUAUCCCACUGGCUAUAGGGUGAACGCACCAAUUUGUGAGUCGCUCUGGCUAAGAGCGUCUGCUAAAUGACGUUAAUGUGCCCUUGAGCAAGGCACUUAACCCUAAUUGCUCCUGUGAGUCGCUCUGGUUAAGAGCGUCUGCUAAAUGACUAAAAUGUAAAUGUAAAUGUUAUAAGAAAUCCCGCUAUGCCCUCCGAUGAACUAUCAAACAGGCAAAGAGUCAAUACAGGACUAAGAUUGAAUCGUACUACACCGGCUCUGAUGCUCGUCGGAUGUGGCAGGGCUUGAAAACUAUUACAGACUACAAAGGGAAGCACAGCCGCAAACUGCCCAGUGACACAAGCCUACCAGACGAGCUAAAUCACUUCUAUGCUCGCUUCGAGGCAAGCAACACUGAAGCAUGCAUGAGAGCAUCAGCUGUUCCGGAUGACUAUGUGAUCACACUCUCCGUAGCCGAUGUGAGUAAGACUUUUAAGCAGGUCAACAUUCACAAGGCCGCUGGGCCAGAUGGAUUAAUAGGAUGUGUACUCCGAGCAUGUGCUGACCAACUGGCAAGUGUCUUCACUGACAUUUUCAACAUGUCCCUGACUGAGUCUGUAAUACCAACAUGUUUCAAGCAGACCACCAUAGUCCCUGUGCCCAAGGACUCUAAGAUAACCUGCCUAAAUGACUGCCGACCCGUAGCACUUUGAAAGGCUGGUCAUGGCUCACAUCAACACCAUUAUCCCAGAAACCCUAGACCCACUCCAAUUUGCAUACCGCCCCAACAGAUCCACAGAUGAUGCAAUCUCUAUUGCACUCCACACUGCCCUUUCCCACCUGGACAAGAGGAACACCUACGUGAGAAUGCUAUUCAUUGACUGCAGCUCAGCGUUCAACACCAUAGUGCCCUCAAAGCUCAUCACUAAGCUAAGGAUCCUGGGACUAAACACCUCCCUCUGCAACUGGAUCCUGGACUUCCUGACGGGCCGCCCCCAGGUGGUAAGGGUAGGUAAUAACACGUCUGCCACGCUGAUCCUCAACACGGGUGCCCCUCAGGGGUGCAUGUCCAGUCCCCUCCUGUACUCCCUGUUCACCCAUGACUGCAUGGCCAGGCACGACUCCAACACCAUCAUUAAGUUUGCAGACGACACAACAGUGGUAGGACUGAUCACCGACAACGAUGAGACAGCCUAUAGGGAGGAGGUCAGAGACCUGGCCGUGUGGUGCCAAGAUAACAACCUCUCCCUCAACGUGUUUAAGACAAAGGAGAUGUUUGUGGUCUACAGGAGAAAAAAAAAGAGGACUGAGCACGCCCCCAUUCUCAUCGACGGGGCUGUAGUGGAACAGGUUGAGAGCUUCAAGUUCCUUGGUGUCCACAUCACCGACUAACUAUCAUGGUCCAAACACACCAAGACAGAGGGUAGUGCGUACGGCCAAUACAUAACUGGGGUCAAGCUUCCUGCCAUCCAGGACCUCUAUACCAGGCGGUGUCAGAGGAAGGCCCUAAAAAUUGUCAAAGACUCAAGCCACCCUAGUCAUACACUGUUCUCUCUGCUACCACACGGCAAGCGGUACCGUAGCGCGAAGUCUAGGUCCAAAAGGCUUCUCAACAGCUUCACCCCCAAGCCAUAAGACUCCUGAACAGCUAAUCAUGGCUAGCCGGACUAUUUGCACCCCCACCCCCUCUUUUACGCUGCUGCUACUCUGUUUACUAUUUAUGCAUAGUCACUUUAACUCUACCCACAUGUACAUAUGACCUCAAUUACCUCGACUAACCGGUGCCCCCGCACAUUGACUCUGUACCGGUACCCCCUGUAUAUAGCCUCCCUACUGCUAUUUUAUUUUACUGCGGCCCUUUAGCUAUUUGCUUUUAUUUUUAGAUUUUUCUUAAUUAACACUUUAUUUUAAAUUUUUCUUUAAAAAUUGCAUUGUUUGUUAAGGGCUUGUAAGUAACCAUUUGACUGUAAUGUCUACACCUGUUGUAUUCGGCGCAUGUGGCAAAUACAAUUUGAUUUGAUUAGAUCAUUAGAACCUUCGUAGGAGCAUAGUUAAAUCUCAGAGCCACUAUUUACGUUGCACUUGAAAACGGUCGUAUUCUAACGCCUUCCUCAGACCACUCGUAGAACAGAUAAGUGCAUCGUUAGAUGCUUUUAUACACAGAAUAUCUCUGCUAAAUAUAGAAUCACAUGGUUUAUCCGUCUCUUUGUGACAGCCGAUAACUUCAGAACAAAGUUCACUACAAAAUAAAAAGCUGCCAAUGUCUUUGGAAUUGAUACAAACAAGCGACGUAUAAAAUGAUGCUUCUAAUGAAAACCGAGAUGAGCAGUACCCUAGGCUAUAGUCCUAUUUCAAACAUAUUGAAAUACAUUUCAUGUUCAAUCAACUGAGUUCUAUAUCUAUCUGUAAUUUUUCUCAAUAUAUUUCAUGCUGUGUAGCCUAACGUGCACACAAUGAUGUGCCAAAUCGGUGAUUUAGUGCAUUUGUUUUUGGGUAAGCAUUAGAAUAAGCCGCCUCAACAUUUUGCAGCUCAAAACGUUUUGGGACGGUGACACAUUUUGUGUUGAUUUGGCUCUGUACUCCAGCACUUUGGAUUUGAAAUGAUACAAUGACUAUGAUGUUAACAUGCAUACUGUCAAGGGUUAAUUUGAGGGUAUUUUCAUCCAUAUCGGGUGAACCGUUUACAGUACUUUUUGUACAUAGUCUCCCCAUUUUAGGGGACCAAAAGUAUUGGGACAAAUUCACUUAUGUGUAUUAAAGUAGUCAAAAGUUUAGUAUUUGGUCCCAUUUUCAUAGCACACAAUGGUUACAACAAAAUUGUGACUCUACAAACUUGUUGAAUGCAUUUGCUGUUUGAUUUGGUUGUGUUUCAGAUUAUUUUGUGCCCAAUAUAAAUGAAUGGUAAAAUAAUGUAUUUUAUCAUUUUGGAGUCAUGUUUCUAAACACUUCUACAUUAAUGUGGAUGCUACCAUGGUUACGGAUAAUCCUGAAAGCAUUGUGAAUUAUGAUGAUUGAGAAAGUUAGAGGCAUAAAUAUCAUUCCCCCCAAAAAAUGCUAACCUCCCCUGUCCCCUGUCCCCUACCCAAAAUCCUAGGGUGUAUUCACUAGGAACCAAGCUGAAGCAAACGGAACGAAACUAGGAGGGACCUAAAUACAUGAAUUAACCUCCCGAGUGGCGCAGUGGUCUAAGGCACUGCAUCGCAGUGCUAGCUGUGCCACUAGAGAUCCUGGUUCGAAUCCAGGCUCUGUCGUAGCCGGCCGAGACCGGGAGACCCAUGGGGCAGCGCGCAAUUGGCCCAGCGUCGUCCAGGGUAGGGGAGGGAAUGGCCGGCAGGGAUUUAGCUCAGUUGGUAGAGCAUGGCGUUUGCAACGCCAGGGUUGUGGGUUCGAUUUUUUAUUUAAUUUUUUAAAAAAUAAAUAAUGUAUGCACUAACGGUAAGUCGCUCUGGAUAAGAGCGUCUGCUAAAUGACUAAAAUGUAAAAUGUAAUGAAUUUGUCCAACAGAAACUCUCUUUUGUUGCAAAACGUUUUACUACAGUGUUUGACUAAUGAAUACACCCAUGGUUUCCCUGCUUUUCUAGCUUGUCCUCCUCACCACGUCCCUGAUUAUAUUGUAGCCUCGACCGGGACUUGAACCCAGGUCCAGUGACAGUCAACUCAACACCUUAGCCGUCAAGCCAAGAGAUCCAAACCUCUUGAUGAGGUCGUAAGGUGUUGGGUUAAGGUCCCUACAGUUAAGGAUUGUUGCUUGAUUCUGCUGCUGAGUCCUUUCUCAACAGGAGUAUUAAUAUGGGUGUCAACACUGUCCCCAUGUACUGAUCACAUCCCUGCUCUUCCAACAGGAGUAGCUAAUAAUAUGAGCGUCAACACUGUCCCCUGUACUGUGAAGCCUGCUGUCACCCUGCAGAUUGAAGAUGCUAAGACUGAUUCAAGUCGUCCCGGUGUCUAUGUCGUAGAUGUUACACUUCCUAUAGGACAGACUGUCAACGUGAGUCGAUAAAACCUGAUUCCUUUUCAUACACAGUUUUUUUUCUCUCCACACACUUGGUAAAAUGAGGCUAUGUGAAGUAGGCUAUUUUCUUUGGAAGUGAGUCACUUUGAAAUCUUCUCUGAAGCUCAAAGUAGUUUCCUUCGAGGCCCAGCUUUUCUAGCGAUAACAAGCCUGGUAUUCUAGUGGUUUCAGAACAACUAUCUAUUCCUACAACUUUCAAGCUAGACAUGAUUGCCACUCAACCAUUGUCCACAUACAGUAACAUACAUCUAAUCUGUGUCUUCAUCACCCCUCCUAGAUCCAGGAGAUCUCCUUUAAGAACUACUACACAGCAUACUUGUCUAUGCGUCUACUGAGGAGAGAUGGGGAGGGGGCAGCUAAGUGGGCUACAUGUCUGAGGAACCACUGUUUGAUGCCCAGCCCACAUACUGAAGAGGGUUCACAAGACUACGUCUCUGUCUACAGACAACAGGUUAGGGGAGGGGGGAGGGAGGGAGGGAGGGAGAGAUGGAGAAAUGGAGAGGGAGUGAGGGGGGAGGGGGGUGGGUGGUUUAAUGAUAAAAGGUGGUAAAGAUCAUAUAAGAUGGAGGGAGGGAGGGAGAAGGACUACGUCUCUGUCUACAGACAGCAGGUUAGGGGAGGGAGGGAGGGAGAAGGACUACGUCUCUGUCUACAGACAGCAGGUUAGGGGAGGGGGGGAGGGAGGGAGGGAGAAGGACUACGUCUCUGUCUACAGACAGCAGGUUAGGGGAGGGAGGGAGGGAGAAGGACUACGUCUCUGUCUACAGACAGCAGGUUAGGGGAGGGAGGGAGGGAGGGAGAAGGACUAUGUCUCUGUCUACAGACAGCAGGUUAGGGGAGGGGGGGAGGGAGGGAGGGAGGGAGAAGGACUACGUCUCUGUCUACAGACAGCAGGUUAGGGGAGGGAGGGAGGGAGGGAGGGAGGGAGAAGGACUACGUCUCUGUCUACAGACAGCAGGUUAGGGGAGGGAGGGAGGGAGGGAGAAGGACUACGUCUCUGUCUACAGACAGCAGGUUAGGGGAGGGGGGGAGGGGGGGAGGACUACGUCUCUGUCUACAGACAACAGGUUAGGGGAGGGGGGGGAGGGAGGGGGGGAGGGAGAAGGACUACAUCUCUGUCUACAGACAGCAGGUUAGGGGAGGGAGGGAGGGAGGGAGAAGGACUACGUCUCUGUCUACAGACAGCAGGUUAGGGGAGGGAGGGAGGGAGGGUGGGAGAAGGACUACGUCUCUGUCUACAGACAGCAGGUUAGGGGAGGGGGGAGGGAGAAGGACUACGUCUCUGUCUACAGACAGCAGGUUAGGGGAGGGAGGGAGGGAGGGAGGGUGGGAGAAGGACUACGUCUCUGUCUACAGACAGCAGGUUUAGGGGAGGGAGGGAGGGAGGGAGGGAGAAGGACUAUGUCUCUGUCUACAGACAGCAGGUUAGGGGAGGGAGGGAGGGAGGGAGGGUGGGAGAAGGACUACGUCUCUGUCUACAGACAGCAGGUUAGGGGAGGGGGGGAGGGAGAAGGACUACGUCUCUGUCUACAGACAGCAGGUUAGGGGAGGGAGGGAGGGAGGGUGGGAGAAGGACUACGUCUCUGUCUACAGACAGCAGGUUAGGGGAGGGGGGGAGGGAGAAGGACUACGUCUCUGUCUACAGACAGCAGGUUAGGGGAGGGAGGGAGGGGGAGGGUGGGAGAAGGACUACGUCUCUGUCUACAGACAGCAGGUUAGGGGAGGGGGGGAGGGAGAAGGACUACGUCUCUGUCUACAGACAGCAGGUUAGGGGAGGGAGGGAGGGAGGGAGGGUGGGAGAAGGACUACGUCUCUGUCUACAGACAGCAGGUUAGGGGAGGGAGGGAGGGAGGGAGGAAGGGAGGGAGGGAGGGAGGAGGACUACGUCUCUGUCUACAGACAGCAGGUUAGGGGAGGGAGGGAGGGAGGAGGACUAUGUCUCUGUCUACAGACAGCAGUACAGGUAAGACAUUAGGAGGUGUAUUCUGAUGACGGCUUUAUUUCUACAUCUGGCUAAAAUAUUCAUCACCAAAUGCUCCUGAGCCAUUUCAUAUGGAAUCUUAAGAAACCUUGAUGUGAUAUGAGUGACAAUGCAUUUGCAUUAUGUAAAUGUAUCUUCUUUUUUUAAAUAAAGGAUCACAGCUCAGGUUUGCUUAAUUUUUUAAAAGUUAAUCUUGGAGGUAAACCAAAUUAUAGUUUGGCUUUCUUCAAGUAGCUGUUAAGCUAAUUUACAUGACUUGUGGAAGCCAUGUUUCCUGAUUAGUUCAGUAUGGGUGUUUGAUGUGGAAACCAUAUUUCCUGAUUAGUUCAGUAUGUGUGUUAUGGUUGUUAGAUGCUGAUGGAGCCAGAUAAUGUGUUAUGGUUGUUAGAUGCUGAUGGAGCCAGAUAAUGUGUUAUGGUUGUUAGAUGCUGAUGGAGCCAGAUAAUGUGUUAUGGUUGUUAGAUGCUGAUGGUGUGUUAUGGUUGUUAGAUGCUGAUGGAGCCAGAUAAUGUGUUAUGGUUGUUAGAUGCUGAUGGAGCCAGAUAAUGUGUUAUGGUUGUUAGAUGCUGAUGGAGCCAGAUAAUGUGUUAUGGUUGUUAGAUGCUGAUGGAGCCAGAUAAUGUGUUAUGGUUGUUAGAUGCUGAUGGAGCCAGAUAAUGUGUUAUGGUUGUUAGAUGCUGAUGGAGCCAGAUAAUGUGUUAUGGUUGUUAGAUGCUGAUGGAGCCAGAUAAUGUGUUAUGGUUGUUAGAUGCUGAUGGAGCCAGAUAAUGUGUUAUGGUUGUUAGAUGCUGAUGGAGCCAGAUAAUGUGUUAUGGUUGUUAGAUGCUGAUGGAGCCAGAUAAUGUGUUAUGGUUGUUAGAUGCUGAUGGAGCCAGAUAAUGUGUUAUGGUUGUUAGAUGCUGAUGGAGCCAGAUAAUGUGUUAUGGUUGUUAGAUGCUGAUGGAGCCAGAUAAUGUGUUAUGGUUGUUAGAUGCUGAUGGAGCCAGAUAAUGUGUUAUGGUUGUUAGAUGCUGAUGGAGCCAGAUAAUGUGUUAUGGUUGUUAGAUGCUGAUGGAGCCAGAUAAUGUGUUAUGGUUGUUAGAUGCUGAUGGAGCCAGAUAAUGUGUUAUGGUUGUUAGAUGCUGAUGGAGCCAGAUAAUGUGUUAUGGUUGUUAGAUGCUGAUGGAGCCAGAUAAUGUGUUAUGGUUGUUAGAUGCUGAUGGAGCCAGAUAAUGUGUUAUGGUUGUUAGAUGCUGAUGGAGCCAGAUAAUGUGUUAUGGUUGUUAGAUGCUGAUGGAGCCAGAUAAUGUGUUAUGGUUGUUAGAUGCUGAUGGAGCCAGAUAAUGUGUUAUGGUUGUUAGAUGCUGAUGGAGCCAGAUAAUGUGUUAUGGUUGUUAGAUGCUGAUGGAGCCAGAUAAUGUGUUAUGGUUGUUAGAUGCUGAUGGAGCCAGAUAAUGUGUUAUGGUUGUUAGAUGCUGAUGGAGCCAGAUAAUGUGUUAUGGUUGUUAGAUGCUGAUGGAGCCAGAUAAUGUGACUUCAGUGAGACUGAUCCUGCGACAGCCUUCGUCAGCCUGGCUGAAUUUCAGUGUGGAGGAGAUUAAACUACACCCCUGUUUAAAUGAGGUAAGUCACUGAAAAAUGUAUAGAGGGUUGUCCUGUAUGAUCAAAUAGAAAGAAAACAUGAUCAAUGUGCCUCUGAUCAUCAGGCCUGCAGCAUAACUGUCUUAAGGUUGGGGGUACUGAGUAGUGGAGUUGAGAAACACUGCCGUUGAAGUUAUUUCCACAAUAAAGUGCAUUCAUUCACUCUCUCUCUUCUUCCAGGAUUCAGAGUGGGACAUUCCUGAUUGGUUGUCAGACCUCACACAGGUUGACCAACUGUGUGAUUUACAGGUAAGGCUCUUAUCAACCAGUUGGUUCUCUUCAAUAUAACUUUAUAACUAUCAGCCCUUUUAGACUGGAUUCCAGUAUUCUAACUCCUACACAGCUUCCUUUGGGAUCCCUCGUAGUCAAGUAUGAUUUCCCUCCAGUUUUCACAGGUCUGGCUGGCCGGCCAUGGCUGAAUAGGCCAAUCUGUGACCUGCAGAUCUUGUCUCAGUGGGGGCGGAUCUUUUACGUAAUUUAGCAGACGCCGUUAUCCAGAGCGACUUACAGUAGUGAGUGCAUACAUUUUCAUACUGGUCCCCCGUGGGAAUCGAACCCACAACCCUGGCGUUGUAAGCGCCAUGCUCUACCAACUGAGCUACACGGGACUACUUGUCUCAGUGGGGGCAGGGAUGGUCAGAUCUUGUCUCGGUGGGGUCAGGGAUGGUCAGAUCUUGUCUCAGUGGGAUCAGGGAUGGUCAGAUCUUGUCUCAGUGGGGUCAGGGAUGGUCAGAUCUUGUCUCAGUGGGGUCAGAGAUGGUCAGAUCUUGUCUCGGUGGGGUCAGGGAUGGUCAGAUCUUGUCUCGGUGGGGUCAGGGAUGGUCAGAUCUUGUCUCAGUGGGGUCAGGGAUGGUCAGAUCUUGUCUCAGUGUGGCAGAGAUGGUCAGAUCUUGUCUCAGUGGGGGCAGGGAUGGUCAGAUCUUGUCUCAGUGGGGGCAAGGAUGAUCAGAUCUUGUGUCAGUGGGGGCAAGGAUGGUCAGAUCUUGUCUCAUUGGGGGCAGGGUAGUUCAUCCUAUCGCUUUUCCCAGCUAGUAGUUUUCUUCUUUCUGCCAGGAAGAGUUGUGUUCCAUUGAUGAUUUUGGUACUCCAUGAGGAUCUGUCAAGGACAUGGGUUUACCUAUUGUUAGGAUCCCUAUGGCUUUUCUUCAGGUGUGCUUUGAGGUUGUCACGGAAACACUUCUUCUGACCUCCAGGGGCACGGAUUCCAUCUUUGAGCUGGGAGUAGGAGACGUUUUUGGGAAGCCUUGAGUUGCUUAUCCUUGCGAGGUGACCUGCCAAUCGGAGUUGAGGUUUCAUAAUGGUGGCUUCCACACUGGAGGAGUUGGUUCUCUCCAGGACACUGAUGUUUGGUUGUCUGUCUUCCCAGCUGAUGUUCUGUAUCUUCCUGAGGAGUUGGUUCUCUCCAGGACACUGAUGUUUGGUUGUCUGUCUUCCCAGCUGAUGUUCUGUAUCUUCCUGAGGAGUUGGUUCUCUCCAGGACACUGAUGUUUGGUUGUCUGUCUUCCCAGCUGAUGUUCUGUAUCUUCCUGAGGAGUUGGUUCUCUCCAGGACACUGAUGUUUGGUUGAAUGUCUUCCCAGCUGAUGUUCUGUAUCUUCCUGAGGAGUUGGUUCUCUCCAGGACACUGAUGUUUGGUUGGAUGUCUUCCCAGCUGAUGUUCAGUGUCUUCCUGAGGAGUUGGUUCUCUCCAGGACACUGAUGUUUGGUUGUCUGUCUUCCCAUCUGAUAUUCAGUAUCUUCCUGAGGAGUUGGUUCUCUCCAGGACACUGAUGUUUGGUUGUCUGUCUUCCCAUCUGAUGUUCAGAAUCUUCCUGAGGAGUUGGUUCUCUCCAGGACACUGAUGUUUGGUUGUCUGUCUUCGCAGCUGAUGUUCAGUAUCUUCCUGAGGAGUUGGUUCUCUCCAGGACACUGAUGUUUGAUUGUCUCUCUUCCCAGCUGAUGUUCAGUGUCUUCCUGAGGAGUUGGUUCUCUCCAGGACACUGAUGUUUGGUUGUCUGUCUUCCCAUCUGAUGUUCAGUAUCUUUCUGAGGAGUUGGUUCUCUCCAGGACACUGAUGUUUGGUUGUCUGUCUUCGCAGCUGAUGUUCAGUAUCUUCCUGAGGAGUUGGUUCUCUCCAGGACACUGAUGUUUGAUUGUCUCUCUUCCCAGCUGAUGUUCAGUAUCUUCCUGAGGAGUUGGUUCUCUCCAGGACACUGAUGUUUGGUUGUCUGUCUGUCUUCCCAUCUGAUGUUCAGUAUCUUCCUGAGGAGUUGGUUCUCUCCAGGACACUGAUGUUUGGUUGGAUGUCUUCCCAGCUGAUGUUCUGUAUCUUCCUGAGGAGUUGGUUCUCUCCAGGACACUGAUGUUUGGUUGUCUGUCUUCCCAGCUGAUGUUCUGUAUCUUCCUGAGGAGUUGGUUCUCUCCAGGACACUGAUGUUUGGUUGUCUGUCUUCCCAGCUGAUGUUCUGUAUCUUCCUGAGGAGUUGGUUCUCUCCAGGACACUGAUGUUUGGUUGAAUGUCUUCCCAGCUGAUGUUCUGUAUCUUCCUGAGGAGUUGGUUCUCUCCAGGACACUGAUGUUUGGUUGGAUGUCUUCCCAGCUGAUGUUCAGUGUCUUCCUGAGGAGUUGGUUCUCUCCAGGACACUGAUGUUUGGUUGUCUGUCUUCCCAUCUGAUAUUCAGUAUCUUCCUGAGGAGUUGGUUCUCUCCAGGACACUGAUGUUUGGUUGUCUGUCUUCCCAUCUGAUGUUCAGAAUCUUCCUGAGGAGUUGGUUCUCUCCAGGACACUGAUGUUUGGUUGUCUGUCUUCGCAGCUGAUGUUCAGUAUCUUCCUGAGGAGUUGGUUCUCUCCAGGACACUGAUGUUUGAUUGUCUCUCUUCCCAGCUGAUGUUCAGUGUCUUCCUGAGGAGUUGGUUCUCUCCAGGACACUGAUGUUUGGUUGUCUGUCUUCCCAUCUGAUAUUCAGUAUCUUCCUGAGGAGUUGGUUCUCUCCAGGACACUGAUGUUUGGUUGUCUGUCUUCCCAUCUGAUGUUCAGAAUCUUCCUGAGGAGUUGGUUCUCUCCAGGACACUGAUGUUUGGUUGUCUGUCUUCGCAGCUGAUGUUCAGUAUCUUCCUGAGGAGUUGGUUCUCUCCAGGACACUGAUGUUUGAUUGUCUCUCUUCCCAGCUGAUGUUCAGUGUCUUCCUGAGGAGUUGGUUCUCUCCAGGACACUGAUGUUUGGUUGUCUGUCUUCCCAUCUGAUGUUCAGUAUCUUUCUGAGGAGUUGGUUCUCUCCAGGACACUGAUGUUUGGUUGUCUGUCUUCGCAGCUGAUGUUCAGUAUCUUCCUGAGGAGUUGGUUCUCUCCAGGACACUGAUGUUUGAUUGUCUCUCUUCCCAGCUGAUGUUCAGUAUCUUCCUGAGGAGUUGGUUCUCUCCAGGACACUGAUGUUUGGUUGUCUGUCUGUCUUCCCAUCUGAUGUUCAGUAUCUUCCUGAGGAGUUGGUUCUCUCCAGGACACUGAUGUUUGGUUGGAUGUCUUCCCAGCUGAUGUUCUGUAUCUUCCUGAGGAGUUGGUUCUCUCCAGGACACUGAUGUUUGGUUGUCUGUCUUCCCAGCUGAUGUUCUGUAUCUUCCUGAGGAGUUGGUUCUCUCCAGGACACUGAUGUUUGGUUGUCUGUCUUCCCAGCUGAUGUUCUGUAUCUUCCUGAGGAGUUGGUUCUCUCCAGGACACUGAUGUUUGGUUGAAUGUCUUCCCAGCUGAUGUUCUGUAUCUUCCUGAGGAGUUGGUUCUCUCCAGGACACUGAUGUUUGGUUGGAUGUCUUCCCAGCUGAUGUUCAGUGUCUUCCUGAGGAGUUGGUUCUCUCCAGGACACUGAUGUUUGGUUGUCUGUCUUCCCAUCUGAUAUUCAGUAUCUUCCUGAGGAGUUGGUUCUCUCCAGGACACUGAUGUUUGGUUGUCUGUCUUCCCAUCUGAUGUUCAGAAUCUUCCUGAGGAGUUGGUUCUCUCCAGGACACUGAUGUUUGGUUGUCUGUCUUCGCAGCUGAUGUUCAGUAUCUUCCUGAGGAGUUGGUUCUCUCCAGGACACUGAUGUUUGAUUGUCUCUCUUCCCAGCUGAUGUUCAGUGUCUUCCUGAGGAGUUGGUUCUCUCCAGGACACUGAUGUUUGGUUGUCUGUCUUCCCAUCUGAUGUUCAGUAUCUUUCUGAGGAGUUGGUUCUCUCCAGGACACUGAUGUUUGGUUGUCUGUCUUCGCAGCUGAUGUUCAGUAUCUUCCUGAGGAGUUGGUUCUCUCCAGGACACUGAUGUUUGAUUGUCUCUCUUCCCAGCUGAUGUUCAGUAUCUUCCUGAGGAGUUGGUUCUCUCCAGGACACUGAUGUUUGGUUGUCUGUCUGUCUUCCCAUCUGAUGUUCAGUAUCUUCCUGAGGAGUUGGUUCUCUCCAGGACACUGAUGUUUGGUUGGAUGUCUUCCCAGCUGAUGUUCUGUAUCUUCCUGAGGAGUUGGUUCUCUCCAGGACACUGAUGUUUGGUUGGAUGUCUUCCCAGCUGAUGUUCAGUGUCUUCCUGAGGAGUUGGUUCUCUCCAGGACACUGAUGUUUGGUUGUCUGUCUUCCCAUCUGAUGUUCAGUAUCUUCCUGAGGAGUUGGUUCUCUCCAGGACACUGAUGUUUGGUUGUCUCUCUUCCUAUCUGAUGUUCAGUAUCUUCCUGAGGAGUUGGUUCUCUCCAGGACACUGAUGUUUGAUUGUCUCUCUUCCUAGCUGAUGUUCAGUAUCUUCCUGAGGAGUUGGUUCUCUCCAGGACACUGAUGUUUGAUUGUCUGUCUUCCAGUAUCUUCCUGAGGCAGUGUUGGUGAAAGGGACUUGAUGUGUUUGCGAUAAACGUUUCAAGUUUCAGUGCCGUAUAGCAGGGUAGGAAUAAGUUUACCAAAGGCAGAACUAGCUGGAGCAAUCCGAUGUUGGAUUUCAUCAUCGAUUAGGAUAUUGCUAGAGAGGUGGCUACCUAGGUAUGGGAAACUGGGCACGUUUUCAAGCAUUACAUUUUUGGCUGGGAUCUAGGUGGGUGACCGGUGUGCUCCCGGAGCUUGCUGGAAUAUGAUCUUAGUUUUACUUGUAUUGAGUGUUAGACCCAUCCUUCUGUAUGCUUCUGGGAAUAUGUUGACGAUGGCCUGGAGGUCAGCUUCUGAGCAGUCAUUGACUUGGGCAUCAAGUGACUGCAUACUGAAAUUCUACAACAGAAGUGGUUGUGGUUCUUGACUUGGCUCUGAAAUGGUUGAUAUUGAACAUGUUCCCGUCUGUCCUGUAGGUGAUAUACAUGCCUCUGGGUCUACUCUGUCAGGUAGAUCCUUCCAGCCAGGAAGAUGGUGAAGAGAGUUGGUGCGGUGAUGCAGCCUUGCUUUAAUCUGCUCCUCAUCUCGAUUGACUCUGUGGUUUCGCCACCAGAGAGAAUGACAGCAUUCAUACCCUCAUGCAGGAAGUGGAGGAUGUUUUAACACAUUUUGUAGGGCGGACAUAUCUUCGGGAGGAUUCUCCACAGGGCUUCACGGUUAACAGAGUCAAAGGCCUUGGUCAGAUUGAAGAAGGCCAUGUAUAGCUGUAGUCUUUGCUCCUGGCACUUCUCUUUGCGUUAACGGGCUGAAUUUCCUCUGCUGGGUUGAAAGCCACAGUUUUUUUGGCAAGGGAUAGGAGUCUGUUGAGUAGGAUUCUCGCAAGUGUUUAGCCUGCGGUGGCAAGAAGGGAGUGUCCGCUGUAGCUGCCACAGUCCAACUUGUCCCCUUUCUUGAAGAUGGUGAAAAAUUAUGGCGUCUUUCAGUUCGCUGGGAAGAUCUUCAUGACUUCAUCAUUCCAAAUCCUGACCAUAAGGGAGUGCAGGGGAUCUAUUAGGAAUUAUCCUCCACCUCCACACACACACACAUACACACAUACACACUGUCCUCUUCUGGGAGAAGUUCUCUAAGGGGCUAACAAAAAAAAUAACUGUCUUACUGGUCAAAGACCUUUAUAAAACACACAGAAAAUAGAAUAUGGAAACACAGUAUUUAUUUUGUUGCUGUGUCUCUAGGACGUUCCAGAUCCUCAGACAAACACCGAUAGCCAUCUUCCUGGUCAAUAACCUUUAUAAAAACCCUAACCCUUUAUACAACAUAGCUACAUAAAAGAGAAAAUAAUAUCUGUUACAAUUAUUGUAUAUCGUUGUUGUGUCUCUAGGGUCUUCCAGAUCCUCAGACGGUAUCUUCCAGUAUUCAGCAGAUGUGGGCGUUAACAGAGGUCAUGCAGACCAACCAGACCACUGCUUCCAUAGGACGCUUCGAUGUAAGACGUGUUCUUACUGUUCAUUUAAACGUGGAGUCAAACGCAAAUCACUUUUCCUGGGGUAGUGGGACAGAAAGAUCUAGAAAGUAAAGAUGGGUCUGUAUGCUACAACACCUUUUAUCGGUUAACAAUGUUUCAAUCCAAACUAAUCUGCAUUAAUGUCCUGGACCCAAGUCUUUGUCAGUUGGUAUCGAUUCCAUUUUGUUUUCAGCUCAUUUAUGGUCAACUCAUUUCAUUUUCAUGCUUGUGUGUUUCUGGGCAGGUUGAUGGCUGCUACGAUAUCAACUUGCUGUCCUUCACUUAACAAGGAAUUGACUGGAGGUUAAUUUUACAUGGAGCCAUCUAUGGUGUUGCUGGUAAAAUGUGAAGAUCACCAUUGCUCUCCCAAAGUGUAUUUGAUUAAUUGCCUGUUAUAUUUAAGUUUUAUGAAAAGUAUAUUUAUUUGUGAAAAACUAAACUUUGAAUAGUUUGUUUUUUGUUUUGUUUAUUUUUUAACAACUUGCCCACCUUUGCCACUCACUCAUGAUUGUAACGUUGUUUAGUAUAGAAGUCCAACAGAAGAGAGAUGCAUGUUGGCCUUCAGCCAGAUGAGGGCAGUAGUGAGCGCUAAGGAGACGCUGUGAACUAACUAUCUGAGAUGUGGAUAUAGCAUGCUGGCUGCUGUUGUUGGUGGUUUGCCGUCUCCAACUCUCUUAUUGUAAGUUAUUCGUGAAUAAUACGAAUGUCUAAUUACCCUUCAAUGCAACACAUAAUUUCCAUCAACAUUGUACUGAAGAAUGAGGUGAAGGAAUUGAUAUGCUAUACUUAUUCAUGGACGCCCAACCUUUUGACGUAACAUAUUAUGGGCCUUACAAGAAGACAUCAUAAAGGCUCAUAUAGAAAGUCAUUCAUUCAACAGAUGGGUUCUGUUAUUAUAUUCAAAUGAUAUUCCUGUAUCCUACAAGCAAUCGUAUGUACGUAGAUUAACCAGCCGUUUGGGUGCAGACCAUUUGGUCAGUUUUUUACAGAACGAAUGAAAUAAAUGUAUAUUGAAAAGG